AUGACAACAAAAACCAAUCCAAAGUCAUUCUAUUCAUCAAUGUAUGCUAAUGAUGAUCAACUAUUUGCCAACGAACAAAUACAACGCUAUGACGCAGAUACAAUCAAAAAUCGGUAUGGUGAUAAUUGGAGAAACUACGCAUCAAAUGUACGUGAAAUAAAACAAGCAGAUGGAUCAAUUGUAAGAGAAUAUAUUAUUGAAGAUCCAAGUUUACUGAAAGAAAUUAAACCUUCAUUAGAUUCAGCAUCAUCAUCAUCAUCAUCAUCAACCUCAGCAGGUUCAGACGACGAACAACAAUCAUCAAAACAUAAAUUUGCACAAAUCAAAGCUAAAUUUGAAAAAAAAUCUUUAACGAAUGUUAUGGCAUCACCUUCAUCAAGUUCAACUUUAACCAGUAGCAAUCCAACAACACGUCGAAAUUCUGAUAAACAAAUCAAUGAUUUAUAUCCAAAAAAGAGACAAGGAUCAACUGAUUCAUCGUCGACCAAUCGAACGGUAAACGAUAUUGCUGGUGGACCUCGAAUACCAUCAAAUUUGAGUCAGAAUACAUCAAAUAGUCAACAUUCUCAAUCGACAUCAAAUUCUUCAUUUCGACGUUUGAAUUCUGCUGAGGAAGCCGAUGAAGAAGUUCAACGUAUACAUCGACAAGUUCAAGACUUUCGUCAACAUCAAGAUACAUUGACUCCGAUAUCUUCUAUUGAUGAAAAUAAACAACAAUCCAAUGUUCAAUAUGAAGUGCUCGAUGAGAACGGAAAUCCAAUAUCUAUUGACGGUGUAACUGAUCUAAUUAAAAUGUCAGGUGUUACAGCUCGAGAAGUUCAACAACAGGACGGUUCUUUUAUACGUGAAUAUGUUAUUGAUGAUCCUGAUAUAUUAUCAAAAUUUCAUAAACAACAAUCACCGAUGGUUUCUCAACAGCAAUCUUUCAAUAAUAACAUUCCACCACCUCCACCCCGUAUUCCAUUAAAACAAUCAAUGUUAUUUCAUCAAGGACCAUCCAGUAAUGAUCAACAUCCUCCAAUAAAUAUUGAAAAUAUUCACGUACUUGAACCUCAACGUCGUUAUGAGUAUACAACAACAUCUGGUAAACGUAUUGAAUUUAUGAUUACACAUUCUGAAUCUGGUAAUCAGAUGAUUAAUGAUUCUGAUAUUCGUGAAUUAUCAUCUGCUAUCAACAAUCAUCAUAUACCAUCAUCAUCGUCAUCAUCAAUUUCAAAUCCUACACAACAACAACAACAACAGCAAACAUAUAAUCUACCUAAACAAUGGCAUCCAGCAGUUGAUUUAACUAUUCGUAAUGGACGAACACGACAAAGAACUGGCUCAGAUAAUCAAGCAAUGCCAAAUAAUUAUAAUGUGAAUUUUCAACAAAUGCAACAAAUGCCAAGUGAUUUGACUCGUUCAGCGUCCUAUGGUGCACUUAAUCAAGGAGCUUAUCAACAAUCAUUUGCACCUGUAUUUACUGAACCAAUUAUUGAUUGGACUGCACUUCGACAACAAGAUCCACAAGGCCAAAUUGAUCCACAAGUUAUACAACAAUUUAUUGCGCAAAAGCAUCAGAAUGGAAGUUUUCAAACAUCGGCUCAAUUUUUGCCUGAACAAAAACAACAACCAAUGACAAGAUCAAUUCAUUCGCCGUCGCGAUAUAAUGCGUCUGCUGCACCUACAUUUUAUCAACACCAGCAGCAACAAAUGUCAUACCCUUAUCAAGGACAACAACAGCAUGGUGUUAGAAUUACUAAUGAUGCUAAUGAUAUGCAUUUCAAUCAACAACAACUACCAACUAUGAUGGGAUAUCACAAUACAAGAAUUUAA
Messenger RNA from Rotaria socialis, 1815 nucleotides. Lineage: Eukaryota; Metazoa; Rotifera; Eurotatoria; Philodinida; Philodinidae. The record is from the annotation of a GenBank genome assembly.